This is a messenger RNA of Ceratitis capitata (Mediterranean fruit fly), 2370 nucleotides long. RefSeq lists its product as uncharacterized. NCBI's taxonomy places the organism in Eukaryota, Metazoa, Arthropoda, Insecta, Diptera, Tephritidae. The transcript is spliced from 4 exons. The coding region runs from base 119 to 244 and encodes 41 amino acids. The record is from RefSeq and is a predicted model, not a curated record.
ACUCACUCACUUACUCUCGUCUCUCUUUCUCAAGCAAAGCAGGCCCAAUAAGUUAACUUGCCAACUAACGAAGGCAAAGCAAACAUAAAGGCAAACUGGCCGCAUCAGUCGACAUCAAAUGAUGAAACUGUGCUCAUCUCGCAGCAACUCCACUCUGUUGAAUGUUGUGAUCGAUCAACGACUUAGAAUUGACACCUGUCGAUAUCUAAUGGAAAUUCAAUCACGUCGCCUAGCCGGAGAAUAGAAUUCGAUUCAUUGAAAGAGGCAGAAAGAAAUAACUGAAAAUAAAAAAGUGAAAAAAUCUAAUAAAAAAAUAAGCGAAAACGCGUAGAACAAAGCGCCACAGCAACAAUACUGAAACGUCAAAAGUGAACGCAGUAAAUGCUGUCGGAGCAUUGUUAUAUACAGUAAGCAGGCCAAGCAAGCAAGAAAAAACAAAUAUUUCAUACGCACAUAUGUAUGUGUACAUACAUAUAAAAAGCAACUGAAAGAAAAACGAAUUCUUUUAUUUUUCUUUAUUACUUCAAGUGUUUAUUUAAUAAUUAAUUAAUUAAUUUGAAUACUGCGCAAAAAAUUAUUAAAAAUUUGCAAAAAAUUAAGUGAAGAAAAUAAUAUAAUCUACAUUCAUAUAUAUAUGUACCUACUCGUAUGUUUGUUUGUCAAUUGACGUCAGCGUUCACCUCGCACAAAAUUUAAUUAAAAAUUCAAAAGUUAAACAUUCACACGAAAAAAACCAAAGAAAAGCGAAGUGAAACAAAAAAGUUGUGAAAAAAUUCUGUAAGCGUUAAAUAAGUAAAAAAAAUAUAUAUAUAUAAAUGACCGAGUGAAGAUUGUGAGAUUUCAAUUCGAAAUUUUAUUUUUUUGCUACACGGGCAUCCGGUGGAAAUUGCACAAAAACAACAACCACAAGUUAAUAAAGAGUACGCUACUAGCAGCAAAAGUCGCAAUAAAAAACCGAAACGAAAUUGUCAACAGCGUAAAUAAGUAAAAAAAAAAAAAAUAUUGUGAAACAAAAGCGAAAGUGUUAUUGAAAAACAAAAAAAUAUUUUCAAAAGAAGAAACAACAACAAGGAAACAACCGACAACAGCAACGUACUAAGUAGAGUGAUAAGAAAAAAGCUAAAAAGUCGGCGUAAAAAGCUUAGAAGAAAAAGAAAACGAAAUAUUUAGUGGGAGAGAAGUAAAAAAGACUGAAAGAAAAAAUAAAGAAAAAAAACGUAAAAUAAAAAAUUAAAAUUAAAUAGAGAUUGUGCUUUGCUCACAGCAUCAAAACCAAGUGCAGCGGUGAGAAAAGUAAAUAAGUUCGUACGUUUUCGUUCCGUUUUUUGUUGACAAAGCACAAGCAACUAAAUAAAAAGUACCAAAAAAAUAAAAAUAAAAAAAAAAAAAACAUUUUUAUUUCAAUCUAUUUAUGUGCGCACAUAUUUUUUUGGCAAAUAAGCUCGAACAGCGUAAUAACCGCCUGACUUGCUAGACAACCACAAGAGAAGUGUAUUUUACUUUGUGAACAAUAUAUUUAUACACAUAUUCAUAUGUUCGUGUUAUUGACAGUGAAUAUUUAAGGAGGAACUAAACGAAAAAGUGUAACGUGGCAAGGGAAAAAUAUUUGAAAAAAAAAAAAUUAUUUUUGGAAAAAUUUUGUAAACUCUCAACUCAAGAAUGCGAUAAAAUCAACAAAACUUGCUAUAGUUAGUGAAAGUGAGCAGUUAAAUACAAAUAAAUAUUUUUUUACCGUUUAUGCUGGUUAGACCUGUUCCUACAUCUAUGGAGUUUCACUUAGACAGUGCAGAAUACUGCCAGGCACAGCACAAAUAAAAAGUAAAAGAGUUUGCAAAAUCUCUAAAGAAACGCAAAAAGGACCAGAGUUGGUACCACUUGAGAGCGUGUUGUCCAGCUGGGAGACAGUCUGACAGGAGAUAGCGUGGAACGCCAGAGAGAGCGAGUGAGAGAGGGAGAGAGAGUAAACAAACGAGAUACUGUUUGAAAAAAAAAAUAUAAUAAUUUUUUUAAACAGAUUUUGAACAGCUUAACUGCUUUCUCUAAUUGGAACCCAAAGAAGGUGUUGCUGAAGCAGUGGAAUAGAAGAGAACAGCGCGCAUAUCAGAAGAAUUGCUACAUAGUUUUGGUUUUUAGCUAAAAAUAAAAAAACAAAAACGUAAACGCAACGAAAAGCAAAAAUAAAAAUAAAAAUAAAAGUAAAAAUUAAAACAACAAAGCCUAAAUAACAGCACAUUUAAUCGAAAAUAAAUUUUCGUAAAUAAAAAAAUCGUUGGAAAUUUUAAAACGAGGAAUUAAACAAAAGCAAACAUCAACAGGGAUACAAGCAAAGCAAAGCGAAGCAGUAAAGCAAACAGGUUUUGUGCAAGCAAA